Cryptosporidium ubiquitum is the source of this 546-nucleotide messenger RNA. RefSeq lists its product as uncharacterized. Gene Ontology annotation, cellular component: nucleus; EKC/KEOPS complex; cytosol. Lineage: Eukaryota; Apicomplexa; Conoidasida; Eucoccidiorida; Cryptosporidiidae. The record is from RefSeq and is a predicted model, not a curated record. Gene Ontology annotation, biological process: telomere maintenance via recombination; tRNA threonylcarbamoyladenosine modification. The transcript is spliced from 4 exons. The coding region runs from base 1 to 546 and encodes 181 amino acids.
AUGGUUUCUAUUCAAAAAAAGCUCCAAAGGUUUACUCUUGGUGACUCCCUCAAGGGAGAGUUUGUUUCCAUUUGUUUAGUUCGAGACAUUCAAAAUUCUGAAGAGCUACUUAAAAUCCUUAUGAAAAAGAAUCAUCCAAAAUUGGUAGAAUUGAUUAAAGAUCAAUCUAAUCAAUCAAUCGUAGUAAUGAAUGCAAAAAUGAUAUAUAGCUUGGAACACAUUUUAAUUUCUGUCUCAACGUGUUUAUUAAAAAGGAAGUUUCAAAGUAAGACAAAGACUAGAACCUUUGAAACAGAAGUCAUAUAUAAUAUGUCUCCCUCAACAAAUAUUUCAACGUCAUUAAAGACAUUUGGUAUAACUGAUACCACCAAAGAUGUGGUUUGUUUGUUUAUUAAUAUUGAUGAACAUGAAGCAAUUGGAGAUUUCCUUGGGCUUAUUCAAGGCCAGGUAGAUUUAAUUGAUAACUUACCUCAGGUUCAUGAGAUUUCGGAAAUUAUAAAGGUAAGCAUAAAGGGUAAUUCUCAGAUAUAUCUUAAUAUUAAAUAA